Molecule: messenger RNA, 3477 nt
Organism: Asparagus officinalis (garden asparagus)
Lineage: Eukaryota; Viridiplantae; Streptophyta; Magnoliopsida; Asparagales; Asparagaceae
Product: probable LRR receptor-like serine/threonine-protein kinase At1g06840
Exons: 21
Coding region: 405-3233 (942 amino acids)
Biological process (GO): protein phosphorylation
Molecular function (GO): protein binding; protein kinase activity; ATP binding
Source: RefSeq, a predicted model, not a curated record
UCCCCAUCGUCCUUCUCUUUUACAAUUAAUAAUUCCGCCAUUAAUUUUCCGCCUGCCAACAAACGCCGAAGUCAAAGCUUCCAUCGUCCGUCUCUUCCUUUUUGAGAGAUUCUUUAUAAUAAUCGCCAGCAGAAAAUGACUUCUGUCGACCAAUUCUCUCUCCUUGGCUUGCUUGAAUUAGUCAAGGGAAUCAUCCGACAAAGGCGACUUCUUGCUUCCUUUUUCUCCCUCAAUCUCCACUCUUCUUGGCUUUUUCUAGGGUUUUGGAGCUGCUUGUUUGGGUUUAAGCUCGAAAGUUGACGGCGAUAUCUCAGGAUUUUUAAGGCAGGAGACGGAUUCUUAUCGUCAAAGAGCUGGUGGUGGCAGAUGUUAAUUGAUAUUUUCUUUUGAUAUAGGGGUUAACAAUGUCCCGACCUGAACUGCUCAUAUUCGGGGCGAUUCUAGCCUGCUCUUUUUGCCUGUCUUUGCAGCCUGCUGAAGCACAGAUCACUUACCCGUCAGAAGUUGAUGCUUUGAGGGCUAUCAGGAGCAGUUUGAUUGAUCCCCUUGAUAAGCUGAAGUCCUGGAACCACGGUGAUCCCUGCGCGUCAAACUGGACGGGGAUUAAUUGCUAUAAUUCUACAUUCCCUGAUGGAUACCUGCAUGUACAAGAAUUGCAGCUGCUAAGGAUGAAUUUUUCAGGAAGCUUAGCGCCUGAGCUUGGUCGUCUUUCUUACAUGAAAAUUUUGGAUGUCAUGUGGAAUGGGAUUACUGGCUCUAUUCCCAAGGAGAUAGGCAAUAUUACAUCUCUCAAGCUCUUGCUUUUGAAUGGUAACCAACUAUCCGGUUCUUUACCUGAAGAGUUAGGAAACCUUUUUAACUUGGAUAGAAUACAAAUUGACCAGAAUCACAUAUCUGGGCCCAUACCGAAGUCAUUUGCGAACUUGAACAAAACAAAGCAUUUCCACAUGAAUAACAACUCAAUAAGUGGACAAAUUCCACCCGAGCUGUCGAGUUUACCACGUCUUGUUCACUUGUUACUGGACAACAACAACUUAUCGGGAUCUCUUCCUCCUGAACUUUACAAACUGCCAAAAUUGCUUAUUCUUCAGCUUGAUAAUAAUAACUUUAGUGGGAGUACAAUUCCAGCUUCUUAUGCCAAUAUGACCCAACUAUUGAAACUGAGUCUUAGAAAUUGCAACCUACAAGGAGCUGUUCCUGACCUGAGUGGAAUACCUAGACUUGGUUACUUAGAUCUUAGUGGGAACCGCUUGACAGGGCCCUUGCCAACUACUAGACUUUCCAAUAAUAUCACUACCAUUGACCUGUCAAACAACUUACUUAAUGGAUCUAUUCCCUUGAGCUUUUCUGGACUUCCUAAUCUCCAGAGAUUGUCGCUUGACAACAACGAUUUUACUGGCUCAGUUCCACCUUCUAUAUGGAGGAAUAUGAUCUUCACUGGAAAUAAAAGUCUCAUCGUGGAUUUCCAGAAUAACUCUCUCACGAAUAUUUCAGAUGCUCUUCAGCCUCCUGCAAAUGUCACCAUCUUGUUGUAUGGGAAUCCUGUUUGUGAAAGAGCAAAUCAACUCAACAUAAUCCAAUUCUGUCUGUCUCAGAUCGUAAAUCCGGCAUCUGGAAUGUCAACAAAUUCGAAUUUUAGAUGUCAGUCGUGUCCUACAGAACUCGACUACGAAUAUAAUCCAAAAUCUUCCAUACCUUGCUUUUGUGCUGUUCCACUUGGAGUUGGAUACCGGUUAAAAAGUCCAGGGCUUUCAGAUUUUCUCCCAUAUGUUGAUGAUUUCGAGGAAUAUUUAACAAAUGGUCUUGACAUUGCGCUUUAUCAGUUGGACAUUGAUUCAUUUAUUUGGGAGGAAGGUCCAAGACUUAAGAUGAAUUUGAAGUUAUUUCCAGAUAGGGCAAGUUUAUUUAAUGCAAGUGAAGUCCUACGGAUCAGGAGCAUGUUCACAGGAUGGUUGAUUCCUGACUCAGAUCUUUUUGGACCGUAUGAACUCAUAAACUUCACUCUUGGAUCUUAUGCAAAAGUGAUUCCGAGUUCUUCAAUUACGGGUUUGAGCACCGGUGCCAUAGUUGGCGUUGUUUUAGGGGCAAUUGCUGGUGCAGUUUCUGUAACUGCAGUUGUCAUGAUUCUUAUAAUGAGAAGGAACUCCAAAUAUAAGACACUUUCAGGAAAGCGCUCAUCAUCAAAAAUUCCAAUCAAAAUUGAUGGUGUAAAAGACUUUACAUUUGAAGAAAUGUCAUUGGCGACAAAUAACUUUAAUAGCUCUGCUCUAGUUGGCCAAGGUGGAUAUGGGAAGGUGUAUAAAGGCAUUUUAGCUGAUGGAACAGUUGUAGCUAUAAAACGUGCACAAGAAGGAUCUUUACAAGGAUCAAAGGAAUUUUUCACUGAGAUAGAGUUAUUGUCAAGGCUACAUCACCGGAACCUAGUGUCUUUGGUUGGAUAUUGCGAUGAAGAAGAUGAGCAGAUGUUGGUGUAUGAGUUCAUGCCAAAUGGCACUUUGCGCGAUCACCUUUCUGCUAAAUCUACACCUUUGACUUUUUCCAUGAGGAUGAGCAUUUCACUAGGUUCUGCAAGGGGCAUCCUCUAUUUACACACAGAAGCAGAUCCCCCUAUAUUCCACCGAGAUAUUAAAGCCAGCAACAUAUUGUUAGACUCCAGAUUUACUGCAAAGGUUGCUGAUUUUGGGCUCUCAAGGCUCGCUCCGGUCCCGGACACUGAAGGGACUGUGCCUGGUCAUGUGUCAACAGUUGUGAAGGGCACCCCGGGUUACCUUGAUCCAGAAUACUUCCUGACUCAUAAGCUUACGGAUAAAAGUGAUGUAUACAGCUUGGGAGUCGUGUUUCUAGAGUUAUUGACAGGGAUGAGGGCUAUUUCCCAUGGAAAAAAUAUAGUUCGGGAGGUGAAUGCUGCAUAUCAUUCCGGCUUGAUGUUCUCAGUCAUUGACAAUAGCAUGGGAUCAUAUCCUUCUGAAUGCGUCGAAAGGUUUGUAUCAUUAGCUCUUAGAUGCUGUCAGGAUGAAACAGAUUCAAGACCUUCAAUGUCUGAAGUAGUAAGAGAAUUAGAGAAUAUUUGGAGGAUGACACCAGAAGCUGAUGCUAAUACACCAUCAUCAGAUUCUAUGGCUGCAGACAGUGCGAAGGUUGUGACCCCAUUUUCACUCAGUAGAGAGCCCUGCACUGAUGUCUCUGGGAGCAACCUUAUAAGCGGGGUGAUACCUACGAUCACCCCUCGGUGAAAAGAACGAGUAUCACUAUGUAUAUGUGAAGUAGAAACAUAUUCUGGCUGACCUUUGUCUCUCGGUUUUAUUUUCUGUUAUUCGAUAUGUAUUAUUUUAAUACACAAUUUUUUUAAUCGUGAAGUCCACAUUUGUUUGAGAGAGAUUCCAGUGUUAAUAUACGCAUGUAUAUGUUCUCAUUUGAAGAUUGAAUAUUGCAGCCGGUUCCAAGCUGGUUGCAGCAAUGAUAUUCCUGGUUUGACGA